Messenger RNA from Symbiodinium sp. CCMP2456, 174 nucleotides. Lineage: Eukaryota; Dinophyceae; Suessiales; Symbiodiniaceae. The record is from the annotation of a GenBank genome assembly.
AUGGCGUGGUCGGCCCGGCUGCUUGGUCUCGCAUCUUGGAGUCUCGCCAUGGCAGACUGGCCAGGCUGCCAGGAGAAUAACAUCGUCAUCAGGAAUGCAGGGCGUGCCCUUUUCACGAACUUGCAGGGCUUCGGUGCCACGGUCGGCUGCUUUCAGGCAGUGGCCCGCCCCUGA